Molecule: messenger RNA, 1593 nt
Organism: Drosophila kikkawai
Lineage: Eukaryota; Metazoa; Arthropoda; Insecta; Diptera; Drosophilidae
Source: RefSeq, a predicted model, not a curated record
AUGAGGUGCUCUUCGAUUCUGAUUUUCAUAUCUUUCGUGGGAUUGCUCCUCCGCAAAGAGGCGCUGGCUCAGUUCCUAGAGCCAGAAUGUGGCCUCUCAGGCAUGGACAUAAAAAUUUUUGGCGGUGUUAAUGCUACGCACGGAGCGUUUCCAUGGAUGGCCUACCUCUAUUUUAACGAAAAUACUUUCUUAUGCGGUGGAUCUCUCAUUCACAAAAGAAUUGUCCUGACUGCUGCUCACUGCAUUCGGAAUACGGAAUAUCUCUCUGUACGUCUGGGGGAGCACUAUACCGCAUCCAGGGCAGCCAGCUCUACAGUCUACAGAGUGACCCUGGCCAUUAGGAACCGUCUCUACAGCAAGACUGAGCAUAUCCACGACAUUGGUUUACUGAGGCUCGAUCGUGAGGUGAUGUUCAACGCAUACAUCAAGCCGGUGUGCAUCAUCACGAAUCCAAGAACGGUACCGUACGUUAGCACCUACACGGCUACAGGGUGGGGCAGGACGGAGAACAGUGUGAUAUCCGCGGUGUUGCAAGUGGUUCAGUUAACGGACACCGAUCCCAACAGGUGUUACGAAUACAUGAAGCUCCGGCUCGGCCCUGAACAGAUCUGCGCCUUUAAUCCCACUGGCGACACCUGCUCAGGAGAUUCCGGCGGUCCGCUGGUGCAGAUUGUGAACAUCGAUGGCAUCUGGCGGUAUGUCCAGUUCGGCAUCGUUAGCUACGGGAUGGAAAAUUGCAUGAGUCCGGGAGUCUAUGUCCGGGUACACCACUAUGUGGACUGGAUUCUUGAUAAAAUACAAAUUGCGCUUACCUACAAAGAGGCGCUGGCUCAGUUCCUGGAGCCACAAUGCGGCCUCUCAGGCGUGGACGAUAAAGUGUUUGGCGGUGUUAAUGCCACGCACGGAGCGUUUCCAUGGAUGGCCUACCUCUAUUUUAACGAAAAUGAUUUCUUAUGCGGUGGAUCUCUCAUUCACAAAAGAUUUGUCCUAACUGCUGCUCACUGCAUUCGGCAUACGGAAUAUCUCUCUGUACGUCUGGGAGGGCACUAUACCGCAUCCAGGUCAAACAGUUCUACAGUCUACAGAGUGACCCUGGCCUUUAGGAACCGCCUUUACAGCGAGGAGAAUCAUGUGCACGACAUCGGGUUACUGAGGCUCGAUCGUGAGGUGAAGUUCAACGCAUACAUUAGGCCGAUCUGCAUCCUCACAAAUAGCACGGUGAUACCUCGCAUUACCACCUACACGGCUAUGGGAUGGAAUAUGACGGAGAACAAUCGGACAUCCGCGGUGUUUCAAGCAGUUCAGUUGACGGAAAUGAAUCUCAUCACGUGUUACGAUUACAUGAAGCUCCCGGUCGGUCCUGGACAGCUCUGCGCCGCUAAUCCCACUGGCAACACCUGCUCAGGUUAUUCAGGCGGUUCGCUGGUGCAGAUUGUGAACAUCAAUGGAACCCGGCGGUUUGUCCAGUUCGGCAUCGCCAGCUACGGAGUUCCGAGGUGCAUGGGUCCGGGAGUCUACGUCCGAGUCCACUACUAUGUGGACUGGAUUCUUAAUGUAAUACGACAGGGGCUUACUCUCAAAAUUAAUCAAUAA